CCAGUGUGCAACCCAACCCUACUUGCUGGCGCACAUUAGUGUAUACCAUUUUCACUCACUCGCCGACCAUCCAGGUCGUUGCUAAUGUACGCCGUAGUAGUUUUAAGAGUCAGAGUCUAGCCCCGUCUUUCUCUCUCCUCUCCCCCUGUUUUGCUACGUUUAACUCUCUUUCUUUCCCUUUUAUUUAUAAUAUUUUUGAGUUACAGAGAAGCCAUACAUAUAAAUAUAUAUACAGAGUUAUAGAGAGAAAAGAGUGUUAUAAUAUAAAAAGUUCCGUGGUAGAGAGAGAAAGCAGGGAGAGGGUGGGGUUUGUGGGUGUUUGGGGUACUUUCUAAACUUGCAGGUUUUUGGAGUAUCGUGUCGGGGAGUCACUCUGAUAUUGGAGGAGGGGUCUUUUAGAAAUAUAUUAUUAUAUUUUUGGGCUCUUUCUUUCUUUUCUUGUUGAGUUUUAGUGAGAGACAGAUCAAGAACGAGAAGGGUAAGACUGUAAGGUUAGAGAUCCCUUUGGUGCAUGUGUCCAUAUAUAUUAUAUAUAAGUAUAUAUCUGUCGCGCAUAUAAAGGGAGAGACUUAAGCUUCCCACCCAGCACCCUCUUCAUUUGUUUGAUAGAACCAAGGAAAGUCUUUUAGACAUAACCAGAUUCUUCUUGUGAAUCUUCAGAGCUGUAAUGGAGGUUAACAUGAGCUUCUCGCAUGAUAUGGAUGAUGAGUAUGAGAAACUCAUAAGAAGGAUGAAUCCACCCAGGGUUGUAAUUGAUAAUGAUUCUUGCAAGAACGCUACGGUGAUAAGGGUCGAUAGUGCAAAUGAACAUGGAAUACUUCUGGAAGUUGUUCAAGUACUCACAGACCUUAAUCUUAUUAUAACAAAAGCUUACAUAUCUUCUGAUGGAUGUUGGUUCAUGGAUGUUUUUAAUGUCACUGAUCAAGAUGGAAACAAGGUUACAAAUGAAGGGGUUUUGGACUAUAUACAAAAGUCACUUGGGCCGGAAUCUUGCUUUAUACCUUCUAUGAGAUCAGUUGGUGUAACACCAUCUAUGGAUCACACUGCAAUUGAGCUUACUGGAAGUGAUAGGCCAGGACUUCUUUCAGAAGUAAGCGCAGUUCUUACUCAUCUUAAGUGCAAUGUAGUGAGUGCAGAAGUCUGGACUCACAACACAAGGGCUGCAGCUGUUAUGCAUGUGACCGAUGAGGAAACGGGUUCUCCCAUUAGUGACCCAGAGAGGCUCUCUAGGAUUAAGGCAUUACUAUGCAAUGUACUCAAAGGAAGCAACAAGUCCAGGGGAGCUAAGACUGUGGUCUCACAUGGAGUGACCCACACUGAUAGAAGGCUUCACCAGAUGAUGUUUGCUGACAGGGAUUAUGAACGAUCAGAUAACAAUGGCUUGGAUGAAAAGCAAAGGCCAAAUGUCAGUGUUGUGAAUUGGUAUGACAAAGAUUAUUCUGUUGUUACGAUUCGGAGCAAAGAUAGACCAAAACUUCUCUUCGAUACAGUUUGCACUUUGACAGAUAUGAAGUACGUAGUUUUUCAUGCAAAUAUUGAUGCCGAGGGACAAGAAUGCUAUCAGGAAUACUACAUUAGGCACGUGGAUGGGUCACCUGUGAAAUCAGACGCAGAGAGGCAAAGAGUCAUACAAUGCUUAGAAGCAGCCAUCGAGAGAAGAGUAUCAGAGGGUUUGAAGCUAGAACUCUGUACAACUGACAGAGUCGGGCUGUUGUCUGAUGUUACUCGCAUCUUUCGUGAAAAUAGCCUUACCGUGACACGAGCAGAAGUGACAACUAAAGGAGGCAAAGCCAUGAAUACGUUCUAUGUUGGUGAUGCGUCAGGGUAUCCUGUUGAUUCCAAAACCAUAGAUUCCAUCCGGCAAGUGAUUGGACAAACUAUACUUAAAGUGAAAGGCAAUCCUGAUGAGUCAAAGUCUGGUUCUCAAGAAUCUCCCACCCGGUUCCUCUUUGGUGGUCUGUUCAAGUCUAGAUCUUUCGUUAACUUCGGUUUGGUUAGGUCCUACUCUUGAAAAAGAUAGAGAAACUGAUCAUAGCUAGAUCCUUUUGUACAUAAGAACCCCUUAGAUUUGCAAAAUUUGAUCAGAAAUCUAGUCCAUGUUAGUGGAUUUUAGACAUUAGGAACACGGCCAUUUCUUUUCUUAGCAAGUAAAACAUGGUUAAAAGGUGCUUCUCUGUUUUUUUUAGCUUAUUAUGUUUUAAGCCCUUUAUUUGUUAAUGACUCCAACUGAAGUUGUAGUCAUUGAAGCAAAGAAGGAAGAAGGUUUGAGUUGUAUAGUGACCAUGAAACAAUCAGUUCCACUUCAUGUAUAUAAAUUUUCUUUGCCUUCUUUAAUGUUACUAUCAUGGGUUUGUUUUCA
Humulus lupulus (European hop) is the source of this 2359-nucleotide messenger RNA. Its product is annotated as ACT domain-containing protein ACR4-like. The record is from RefSeq and is a predicted model, not a curated record. NCBI's taxonomy places the organism in Eukaryota, Viridiplantae, Streptophyta, Magnoliopsida, Rosales, Cannabaceae. The transcript has 8 exons. Bases 668 to 2011 code for a protein of 447 amino acids.